Molecule: messenger RNA, 1450 nt
Organism: Plectropomus leopardus (leopard coralgrouper)
Lineage: Eukaryota; Metazoa; Chordata; Actinopteri; Perciformes; Serranidae
Gene: cdab
Product: cytidine deaminase b
Cellular component (GO): cytosol
Molecular function (GO): cytidine deaminase activity; zinc ion binding
Source: RefSeq, a predicted model, not a curated record
CCUCACAAACCCCAAGUGCAAUCAUGGACCAAGUCAAGUUGAGCAGGGGGGUGAUGCAUAUUAAGGACCAUGGCUCCAGAGAUCUGUCCCAGGAAACGGUCCAGAGGCUGAUCCACCAGUCCCAUGAGGCAAAGCAGCAAGCCUACUGUCCUUACAGCAAAUUCAGAGUGGGAGCUGCUCUCUUGACCCACGACAACUGUGUGUUUACAGGUUGCAAUGUGGAGAAUGCGUGUUACAAUUUGGGUUUGUGUGCUGAGAGGAAUGCCAUCUCAAAGGCAGUGUCUGAAGGCUACAGGAGCUUCAAGGCAAUUGCAAUUGCCAGUGACCUGAAUGACCAGUUCAUCUCCCCGUGUGGUGGCUGCAGGCAGUUCAUAAGAGAGUUUGGAUCAAACUGGGAUGUGUACCUGUCAAAGCCCGACGGCUCGUACCUAAAGAUGACUGUGGACGAGCUGCUGCCUGUCUCCUUUGGCCCAGAGGAGCUGUCCAUGAAGAAAGUGUUUGACAUUCCUCAUGAGUACUGAGUCCAGAUUGUGGUACAAAAACACACGUGGCUUCUUUGAGCUGCUAUGACAUGUACUGUUUAAAAUGCUGCUGAAAAUGAAUUCAUGUUUAGCAGUAGUUCUAUUUAUGGUAAAUAUUUCUUCAUGUAUUAUCUGCUGAUUGUAAAUGUCAUAUAUAUUUAAAUUUACUCUGUGUACUGUAGUAUUAAUUAAAACAACAUCAAGGUCAUUGCCAAACUAUUUGCUGGAAAAUUAAUUUAUUAAUCAGUUUAAUUAAUUAUUCCUUAAUUAUUUAUCUAUUUACCAGUGGUGAAAGAUGUAUUUAGAUUCUUUGCUUUUGUAAAAAUACUAAUACCACACUGUGGGAAUACUCGACUACAAGUAAGUCCUGCAUUCAAACCUUACCUUACCUUAAGGUAAAAGUACUGUGUUUUCAUUAAAAUGUGCCUCUAGUGUUGGUUCUAAAGUAACAUGUUCCCUGCCAUCGUUUUACUAUUAAAGAUGAUGUUUUAGAUUGAUAUUACUGCUACAUUAAUGUGUAUGCUGCCAUUUACUGAUGUAGAUGUCUGAAACAGUGCCAACUUUAGCUACAUAAUAUGCUGUUUGGGGACAUUUAUAGAUACAUGGUUUUCACUGGACAGCAAAAGUAUGAGAAACUGUAAUCUGAAAGCUGUCAGGCAUAUGUAGUGGAAUAAAAAGUAUUAACCUCUGAGAUGUAGAGAUAUAUAAAGUUGCAUAAAAUUGAUUACUUAAGUAAAGUGAAAGUACCUCUAAUCACACUUGACACAGUACAGUAAAUGUACUUUGUUACAUUCCACAACUGCCAUUUACCAACAUUAACAUGCUGAAUGCUGUAUCGUUAUAGCUACAAAUAUUACCUAGUUUAAAGAAGCAUGACCAAAAUUAUGUAUCAAAUCCACAUAUUUUAAUAAAUAAAGUGUUUUAAAGGA